AUGUUAAAUCAUCAACGUUCCCCCUAUGGCAGGGGAUGGCAUCGGUUGGUUGCUUGCACCUCCAUAGCCCUACUCAUAGCCAUAGUUGCCAGCCAAUUGCCCCAGUCUUUGGCCCAAGGCACUAAAUAUGGCCUAUGGACUCCAGACAAGGAAUGUGACGAUGCUGCCAGUGUAGUACAAUGGACUGGAGGGCAAUUUGAAUUUCCUUGUGCCUCCACCAAAUCGCUUUUCAAAAGCUCUGGCAAAUAUAUUUCCAAAAAUGUCAUAGCCACCAGAGCGCAAAUAAUCCGAGACACCAUCUAUUUAGCGUUGCCGCGCUAUCGCAAAGGUGUACCCGCCACCUUGGUGAAGACCAACAUAAAGCCUGGCACCUGUUCGGCCACCUUUACUCCCUUCCCCUGCUGGGACAUGCAAGAGGAGGGCAACUGCAAAGCUUUGCAAUCUGUGGUAGAUUUAGUGGUUGAUCAAAAUGAAAUCAUUUGGGUGCUGGACACGGGCAUAGUCAACACUCUGGAGACACCGGUGCGCAAGUGUCCCCCCAAGGUUAUGGCUUUAUCGGCCAAAACCGGCAAAGUGCUCAAAUCCAUUGACCUAGAGGGCUUAACCUCCACCAACUCACGUUUGCAGUAUUUGGCCGUUGAUUAUGCCCCGGAUGGUGGGUGUUUUGUCUAUGUCAGUGAUGCGGCCAAUCGAGCUAUCAUUGUCUUUAACAUAAAAGCUGAUCGUGGUUUCCGCAUUGUUUUGCCCAAAGCUGUGACGACCGGAUGUCGGACACGUGAUGUUUUGUACAUUGCAUUAAUACGCCAAGAUUGUGGCACCACCGAACUCUACUUCACAUAUUUGAGUACGAAUCGUUUGUUCUCAUUGAAAUCGGAAUAUCUGCGAAGUGGUGUAGCCGAUGGACGUAUAAUGGACUUGGGUAAGAAACCUUCGCGUAUGGUUAUAAUUGGAACCGACAAUGGCUCAGCCAUUUUCUUCCGUAAUGAGGGCGACGCCGAAGUCUAUCGCUGGGAUACCAACUCAACAUUUGCCGAGGCAAACUUUAAGCCUGUCUAUCGUAGUCCCACCUGUCAGUUGGCCACCCAUGCAGUGCCCGAUUACAAACGCAACACAAUGCGUGUGCUGCAAAGUAAUUUCCCCGAUUUUAUGCAAAAUCGAGUGGGCUGUGGAGCCAUACAACAAUUGUCGCGAAUGCAAGGUUGUUGGUAAUGGCUGAGCCGCCAGCAAAGUUAGUUUAUGGCAACCUGUCAUUCAGUCGUAGCCAAAAGUAUGAGUGUUGUAGACGAAUCAAGGCAACUGUUGAAAGUUGCCCCACAUAGAGAAAGAGAAGGCAAGGCAUGCACGGGUAAACUCAUGUGAAUGAAUGAAACGAAAGUAAGUCACUAAGAAGGAAGAGUGAAACAGGUUUUUUUUUUAUGUUAUAUAGUUUUCUUUUUGCAUUUUUUUUUUUUCAUUAUUAAACCUAAUAUUUAUUUUAAAUAAGUAAUAUAACACAAAUAUGCUCGGAGCCAGGGCUAAAUUUCGACUCCACUUCACAUCACUUUGAAUAACAUGCCACUACACAACAUAUCUGAAGUACAUAAUCUCAAGCACACACCCACACAAAGAAAUACCACAUUUAAAGGUCCCUCCUUUACGUAAACACAACACACAUGCGCCUAUACACCAUAUCACACGCACCCACAUACACUCACACAACAACACACCCCCACACUACACUAUACUCAAAAACACCGACAAAUUGUGCUUUAAUGGUCAUAACAAAAGGAUAAUCCGAAAAACUAUUUUACUCAAGUGUUUAUUGUGUAUUAAAUGGGUUGUAGGGUUAUUUAAGUUUUCCGAGAUUUACAUUUUGUAGUUUUCUCCUUGCAUAUAAGUUAAACGCAUAAGUAGUUUUAAGGCAACAACAUCAACACAUCGUUCGACAUUAAGUUCUUCCAUAAACUGUUUACAACUACAACUGUAAAAGUUUAA
This is a messenger RNA of Stomoxys calcitrans (stable fly), 1974 nucleotides long. It is a transcript of the gene yellow-g2, whose product is annotated as protein yellow. The coding region runs from base 1 to 1209 and encodes 402 amino acids. The transcript is spliced from 2 exons. Lineage: Eukaryota; Metazoa; Arthropoda; Insecta; Diptera; Muscidae. The record is from RefSeq and is a predicted model, not a curated record. Gene Ontology annotation, cellular component: extracellular region.